AUGGCUAACAACGAACUCCAGCUGAAUGCGGCGGAGUGGCAAGAAAUGCUGCGUCGAUUUCCCUGUGCUUCAUUCUGGCUUCGCAUGCACGACCAUCACCCUGACAUCCAUCCAGUUCUAGAACAAAUGGCACAGCACAACAGAAACCUCAACGGUAACCCGUACACUGGCCUUCUUGCUGCCCCCGUCCAACCUGCUGCUCCACCUGGUCUACCUGCCGCCCCCCCUGCUGUUCCUGGGUUUGCUCCGCAGGCCAUGUAUCCCCCUGGUUUCCCUGUGUUUCCCGGCCUCUAUCCUAACCAUGGCUACUACCCACCUGCUCAGUUUCAACCACGCGCCCACCCGUCAUACUACCAUGAUAGGCCUGAGAAUUUGCCGGCCCCUGCUACUCCACGUCCUGCCACGGCCCGUCAAGUUGAAAAUGGGGUUGUCACUCGCUUGAUCGUCCGCUUACCAACCGACCUUCCUUGGAAUGAUUUUUUCGACAGGAUAUGUGCUAAUAUGGACCUCAUCCCGGCCAACGCAGUUUUGGGUUACAAGUUCUCGGGAGAUCGCAUUUCUGACCCACCAAACUGGCUUGCCAAUGCAGAGGAUCAUGUCCAGGCUAUGGCUCAUGCAACAGAGAAGAUCAAGCGCGCUAGGACACGCGAGGUUGUUCACUUCAGUCACCAUGUAAUUUCAGUAUAUAUUACAUGA
This is a messenger RNA of Laccaria bicolor S238N-H82, 696 nucleotides long. RefSeq lists its product as uncharacterized. The transcript is spliced from 2 exons. NCBI's taxonomy places the organism in Eukaryota, Fungi, Basidiomycota, Agaricomycetes, Agaricales, Hydnangiaceae. The coding region runs from base 1 to 696 and encodes 231 amino acids. The record is from RefSeq and is a predicted model, not a curated record.